Amphimedon queenslandica is the source of this 975-nucleotide messenger RNA. RefSeq lists its product as uncharacterized. The transcript is spliced from 4 exons. Lineage: Eukaryota; Metazoa; Porifera; Demospongiae; Haplosclerida; Niphatidae. The record is from RefSeq and is a predicted model, not a curated record. Bases 50 to 913 code for a protein of 287 amino acids.
GCGCUUUGAUUUUCCCCGCGAAAUUGUAACCAAGGAAACGCAAACAAUAAUGAUAAUGUGCGGGUACUAUAACCAUCGAACAAAAGCAAACAUCUGCAUGCAAAAAAUGACCUCGUACUGGAGUGCAGAAGAAACCAAAUGUCUAGUAGAAAGCUGGAAAAACACAAUGGUCCAGCACAACAUUAAUGAGAUCCCUAUUGUCAGAAAUAGCUUUCUAUAUAUGGAAAUAGCAGACAAAAUGGCUAGCAAUAAUUAUAGUAACAAGGAUUGGAAACAGUGCAGAACUAAAAUCAAAGGACUUGUUGCCAAAUAUAGAAAGAUGAAGGAUGGAAAUAGAGUAAGUGGGACAGACAGAAAGGAUUGUCCUUUUUAUGACUGCUUUGAUUCCAUUCUGGGCACCAGAGCAGCAACAGAGCCACCUGUACUAAUUGAUAGUAGUGAGUCUGCCAUCGUCAUCAACACUGAAGAUGACGUUGACACUGAUGAUGAAGGUACAGUACAGAACAGUUGCAUUGCAGGAGGUACAGUGGAAUACUCUCCAGAAUUACUUAGCGUUCCAGGGGAGAAUAUAGAGCCUGGCAAUGCAGUUGUGGCUGCUCAACCAGAGGGUGCUUCAGUAGUCACAGAAAUGCAUGCACCUAAAAAAGGACACACAAGAAAGAGACAGGGAUCAGGAAAGGCCGAUAUGGCAGAAAUGUUGAUGUUGAUAGAAAAAAAGGCAGAUGCGAGAGAAGAAAAGCUAAUCAAAAUGUACGACGAAAUGAAAGAAAAAAGAAGAGAGAAAGAGAGGGAACAUGAACUCAAUAUCACAAAAGUGUUUAUGUCCAUGAUGGAACGAAUGGCACCACCACAGCACCAGCCGUACCAAUCGUAUGACUAUAGCCAACCAUACUACCCACCACAUCCACAAUAGCCAGUUAACACUUUAUGAUAUAGCAACAAUAAUACUAUUAUAAUUGUGAUAAUUACUUACCC